Molecule: messenger RNA, 1291 nt
Organism: Diospyros lotus (date-plum)
Lineage: Eukaryota; Viridiplantae; Streptophyta; Magnoliopsida; Ericales; Ebenaceae
Product: protein RADIALIS-like 3
Exons: 2
Coding region: 793-1086 (97 amino acids)
Molecular function (GO): DNA-binding transcription factor activity
Source: RefSeq, a predicted model, not a curated record
GCUGUCUGUACUUUUUAAUUUCCAGACUGCAAAGGACUCACAAUAAGACAAGUGAAUGCAACUGUGCGUUACAGAGUUACAGUAGUUUGAGGUAGCCAGCUAUAUAGCUAUGGCUAGAAGCCUGAAACCCGCAGGAGCCACUUUUGGACUGUAAUGCUCAGAAAAAGAUCUGAAGCUCCAAUUCCAACUAUCUCAGAUCAGUUCUGGGCACACUAUAAGCUGCUCAUUGGCUGCUCCUUUGAACCCAAAACACGUGAUGACGUCACCUCCCUGCUAGGGCUUGUGUCUGUUGCUUCAGAGAAACACUACACUACAAGUAAGCAAGGCGCCAAUAGAUGCUGCCAACAACUUGAAUCAGAUUUUUUUUAACCGUUACAGUGAUACCACCACCAAUACAUACUCAAUGUAUUAUGUAAUAUAUUGUAAUACGUGACAGUGUGUGAUUGAAUUGUGAUAUAAUGUCAACGAUACAAGACAUGAAAGAUGAGGGUUGCAUCUGUUGGUAUGGAUGUAGAGACGCUGAUUCCCUGGCCUCGUUGCUUUUUGCUUUGUCUUAGCUCCAUCUUGUGGUGGCGAAGGAGACGGGUCACAAUUCAGUGCCUCCACCUUUAGCCAAAUAUAGAGAUUCGCCAACUGGCUCGAACCUGUCCUGUUUCAUCUUUCCCCUAUCGCUUCUUCACUACCUAUUAAGCACUCCUGCUCCUUCCUCCUCCUCCAUCAAUAUACAUAUAUAUAUAUAUAUAAGCUGUGAUCUGCAGGCUUCUGUAUGUGAAAUAUACAAGGCGAUCAACAAUGGCGUCGAGCUCGCUUAGUUCAAGAAGGCCAUCGUCAUGGACGCCGCAGCAGAACAAGCUGUUUGAGCAGGCGCUGGCUUAUUAUGACAAGGACACGCCGGACCGGUGGCACAACAUAGCCAGGGCGGUCGGUGGCGGCAAGUCGGCCGAGGAAGUGAAGCUGCACUACGACAUACUUCUCGAGGAUCUCCGGCGGAUCGAGUCCGGCCGGGUCCCCAUCCCCAAUUACAGGUCCGCAGCCAUUAAUUCCGAUGAGGAACAGAGGCUUCUCAGGUUCCUCAGGCUGCAAUGAUGGAAGAGGAGAUCCAGGCAGCCUCCUCUACUACUGUUUGUUCAAAAGUCUCUAGGGAAUUAUUAAAAUAUACAUAUAUAUGUUGUCUAUAUCUGAAUUAAUAUCCAAAUCAAUCUGUAACUUUGUAAGGUCUUUUGUCCGCGUGUCUGUUUCAUCCACUCUACUCUUUAUAAAUUGUGUACUUUAUUAGCCAAGCCUUAAGUUA